Molecule: messenger RNA, 6144 nt
Organism: Drosophila obscura
Lineage: Eukaryota; Metazoa; Arthropoda; Insecta; Diptera; Drosophilidae
Product: serine-rich adhesin for platelets
Source: RefSeq, a predicted model, not a curated record
AUGGAACCGUCGUGUCUGAUCCCGUUUCCGACGCCAGCCAGUCCAGCACCGCCGUGGAAGUGUCUGAGCCCGUUGUCGAGGCCAGCGAGUCCAGCACCGCCGUGGAAGGUGGAGAUUCGAAUCAGUCCUUCUUCUUCUACAACGACAACCACCACAACUUCCAAUGAUGGAACCGUCGUGUCUGAUCCCGUUUCCGACGCCAGCCAGUCCAGCACCGCCGUGGAAGGUGGAGAUUCGAAUCAGUCCUCUUCUUCUACAACGACAACCACCACAACUUCCAAUGAUGGAACCGUCGUGUCUGAUCCCGUUUCCGACGCCAGCCAGUCCAGCACCGCCGUGGAAGGUGGAGAUUCGAAUCAGUCCUCUUCUUCUACAACGACAACCACCACAACUUCCAAUGAUGGAACCGUAGUGUCUGAUCCCGUUUCCGAUGCCAGCCAGUCCAGCACCGCCGUGGAAGAUGGAGAUUCGAAUCAGUCCUCUUCUUCUACAACGACAACAACCACCACAACUUCCAAUGAUGGAACCGUAGUGUCUGAUCCCGUUUCCGAUGCCAACCAGUCCAGCACCGCCGUGGAAGGUGGAGAUUCGAAUCAGUCCUCUUCUUCUACAACGACAACCACCACAACUUCUAAUGAUGGAACCGUAGAGUCUGAUCCCGUUUCCGAUGCCAACCAGUCCAGCACCGCCGUGGAAGGUGGAGAUUCGAAUCAGUCCUCUUCUUCUACAACGACAACCACCACAACUUCCAAUGAUGAAACCGUCGUGUCUGAUCCCGUUUCCGAUGCCAGCCAGUCCAGCACCGCCGUGGAAGGUGGAGAUUCGAAUCAGUCCUCUUCUUCUACAACGACAAUCACCACAACUUCCAAUGAUGGAACCGUCAUGUCUGAGCCCGUUGUCGAGGCCAGCGAGUCCAGCACCGCCGUGGAAGAUGGAGAUUCGAAUCAGUCCUCUUCUUCUACAACGACAACCACCACAACUUCCAAUGAUGGAACCGUAGUGUCUGAGCCCGUUGUCGAGGCCAGCGAGUCCAGCACCGCCGUGGAAGGUGGAGAUUCGAAUCAGUCCUCUUCUUCUACAACGACAACCACCACAACUUCCAAUGAUGGAACAGUCGUGUCCGAGCCCGUUGUCGAUGCCAGCCAGUCCAGCACCGCCGUGGAAGGUGGAGAUUCGAAUCAGUCCUCUUCUUCUACAACGACAACCACCACAACUUCCAAUGAUGGAACAGUCGUGUCCGAGCCCGUUGUCGAUGCCAGCCAGUCCAGCACCGCCGUGGAAGGUGGAGAUUCGAAUCAGUCCUCUUCUUCUACAACGACAACCACCACAACUUCCAAUGAUGGAACCGUAGUGUCUGAGCCCGUUGUCGAUGCCAGCCAGUCCAGCACCGCCGUGGAAGGUGGAGAUUCGAAUCAGUCCUCUUCUUCUACAACGACAACUACCACAACUUCCAAUGAUGGAACAGUCGUGUCUGAGCCCGUUGUCGAUGCAAGCCAGUCCAGCACCGCCGUGGAAGGUGGAGAUUCGAAUCAGUCCUCUUCUUCUACAACGACAACCACCACAACUUCCAAUGAUGGAACCGUAGUGUCUGAGCCCGUUGUCGAUGCCAGCCAGUCCAGCACCGCCGUGGAAGGUGGAGAUUCGAAUCAGUCCUCUUCUUCUACAACGACAACCACCACAACUUCCAAUGAUGGAACAGUCGUGUCUGAGCCCGUUGUCGAUGCCAGCCAGUCCAGCACCGCCGUGGAAGGUGGAGAUUCGAAUCAGUCCUCUUCUUCUACAACGACAACCACCACAACUUCCAAUGAUGGAACCGUAGUGUCUGAUCCCGUUUCCGCUGCCAGCCAGUCCAGCACCGCCGUGGAAGGUGGAGAUUCGAAUCAGUCCUCUUCUUCUACAACGACAACCACCACAACUUCCAAUGAUGGAACCGUAGUGUCUGAGCCCGUUGUCGAGGCCAGCGAGUCCAGCACCGCCGUGGAAGGUGGAGAUUCGAAUCAGUCCUCUUCUUCUACAACGACAACCACCACAACUUCCAAUGAUGGAACCGUCGUGUCUGAGCCCGUUGUCGAGGCCAGCGAGUCCAGCACCGCCGUGGAAGAUGGAGAUUCGAAUCAGUCCUCUUCUUCUACAACGACAACCACCACAACUUCCAAUGAUGGAACCGUAGUGUCUGAGCCCGUUGUCGAUGCCAGCCAGUCCAGCACCGCCGUGGAAGGUGGAGAUUCGAAUCAGUCCUCUUCUUCUACAACGACAACCACCACAACUUCCAAUGAUGGAACCGUAGUGUCUGAUCCCGUUUCCGCUGCCAGCCAGUCCAGCACCGCCGUGGAAGGUGGAGAUUCGAAUCAGUCCUCUUCUUCUACAACGACAACCACCACAACUUCCAAUGAUGGAACAGUCGUGUCUGAGCCCGUUGUCGAUGCCAGCCAGUCCAGCACCGCCGUGGAAGGUGGAGAUUCGAAUCAGUCCUCUUCUUCUACAACGACAACCACCUCAACUUCCAAUGAUGGAACCGUCGUGUCUGAUCCCGUUUCCGCUGCCAGCCAGUCCAGCACCGCCGUGGAAGGUGGAGAUUCGAAUCAGUCCUCUUCUUCUACAACGACAACCACCACAACUUCCAAUGAUGGAACCGUCGUGUCUGAGCCCGUUGUCGAUGCCAGCCAGUCCAGCACCGCCGUGGAAGGUGGAGAUUCGAAUCAGUCCUCUUCUUCUACAACGACAACCACCACAACUUCCAAUGAUGGAACCGUAGUGUCUGAGCCCGUUGUCGAGGCCAGCGACUCCAGCGAGUCCAGCACCGCCGUGGAAGGUGGAGAUUCGAAUCAGUCCUCUUCUUCUACAACGACAACCACCUCAACUUCCAAUGAUGGAACCGUCGUGUCUGAGCCCGUUGUCGAUGCCAGCCAGUCCAGCACCGCCGUGGAAGGUGGAGAUUCGAAUCAGUCCUCUUCUUCUACAACAACAACCACCACAAGUUCCAAUGAUGGAACCGUAGUGUCUGAUCCCGUUUCCGCUGCCAGCCAGUCCAGCACCGCCGUGGAAGGUGGAGAUUCGAAUCAGUCCUCUUCUUCUACAACGACAACCACCACAACUUCCAAUGAUGGAACCGUAGUGUCUGAGCCCGUUGUCGAUGCCAGCCAGUCCAGCACCGCCGUGGAAGGUGGAGAUUCGAAUCAGUCCUCUUCUUCUACAACGACAACCACCACAACUUCCAAUGAUGGAACAGUCGUGUCUGAGCCCGUUGUCGAUGCCAGCCAGUCCAGCACCGCCGUGGAAGGUGGAGAUUCGAAUCAGUCCUCUUCUUCUACAACGACAACCACCACAACUUCCAAUGAUGGAACCGUAGUGUCUGAGCCCGUUGUCGAGGCCAGCGACUCCAGCGAGUCCAGCACCGCCGUGGAAGGUGGAGAUUCGAAUCAGUCCUCUUCUUCUACAACGACAACCACCUCAACUUCCAAUGAUGGAACCGUCGUGUCUGAGCCCGUUGUCGAUGCCAGCCAGUCCAGCACCGCCGUGGAAGGUGGAGAUUCGAAUCAGUCCUCUUCUUCUACAACAACAACCACCACAAGUUCCAAUGAUGGAACCGUCGUGUCUGAUCCCGUUUCCGACGCCAGCCAGUCCAGCACCGCCGUGGAAGGUGGAGAUUCGAAUCAGUCCUCUUCUUCUACAACGACAACAACCACCACAACUUCCAAUGAUGGAACAGUCGUGUCUGAGCCCGUUGUCGAUGCCAGCCAGUCCAGCACCGCCGUGGAAGGUGGAGAUUCGAAUCAGUCCUCUUCUUCUACAACGACAACAACCACCACAACUUCCAAUGAUGGAACAGUCGUGUCUGAGCCCGUUGUCGAUGCCAGCCAGUCCAGCACCGCCGUGGAAGGUGGAGAUUCGAAUCAGUCCUCUUCUUCUACAACGACAACCACCACAACUUCCAAUGAUGGAACCGUAGUGUCUGAUCCCGUUUCCGCUGCCAGCCAGUCCAGCACCGCCGUGGAAGGUGGAGAUUCGAAUCAGUCCUCUUCUUCUACAACGACAACCACCACAACUUCCAAUGAUGGAACCGUAGUGUCUGAGCCCGUUGUCGAUGCCAGCCAGUCCAGCACCGCCGUGGAAGGUGGAGAUUCGAAUCAGUCCUCUUCUUCUACAACGACAACCACCACAACUUCCAAUGAUGGAACAGUCGUGUCUGAGCCCGUUGUCGAUGCCAGCCAGUCCAGCACCGCCGUGGAAGGUGGAGAUUCGAAUCAGUCCUCUUCUUCUACAACGACAACCACCACAACUUCCAAUGAUGGAACCGUAGUGUCUGAGCCCGUUGUCGAGGCCAGCGACUCCAGCGAGUCCAGCACCGCCGUGGAAGGUGGAGAUUCGAAUCAGUCCUCUUCUUCUACAACGACAACCACCUCAACUUCCAAUGAUGGAACCGUCGUGUCUGAGCCCGUUGUCGAUGCCAGCCAGUCCAGCACCGCCGUGGAAGGUGGAGAUUCGAAUCAGUCCUCUUCUUCUACAACAACAACCACCACAACUUGCAAUGAUGGAACCGUCGUGUCUGAUCCCGUUUCCGACGCCAGCCAGUCCAGCACCGCCGUGGAAGGUGGAGAUUCGAAUCAGUCAUCUUCUUCUACAACGACAACAACCACCACAACUUCCAAUGAUGGAACCGUCGUGUCUGAUCCCGUUGUCGAUGCCAGCCAGUCCAGCACCGCCGUGGAAGGUGGAGAUUCGAAUCAGUCCUCUUCUUCUACAACGACAACCACCACAACUUCCAAUGAUGGAAAGGAUAAGUCAAGCUCCUCGUCUGACCCUGUUGUCAAUAGUAACAAAAGUAAGAGCGGUGGUAGCUCAAGUCAGUCCUCUUCCACCACGACAACAGUCACAACAGAUUCCAAUGGACAUACUCAGACAAGCUCAUCGAAGCCAGUUGUCAGUGUCAGCAAAUCAAGCUCCACUAAGACUAACGGUGGUUCGAUUAAGUCUUCUUCAACAAAAACAACCAUCACAACAACAUCAAAGGCAAACCUGUUGUAAUUGCCAGUCAGAGUGGCAAUGUUGUGAAUGGUGGAAAAUCAAGCUCGACUUCUAGCAAAACUACAAAGACGUAUACUUCAAGCUCUUCGAAGAUCCCUAAGAAGAACCGAAAGUCAAGCUCAACCACAAGCAAAACUACAAAGACCUAUUCUUCAAGCUCGUCAGGUGUUCCUAAGACACUUGAAGAGUCAUCAUCAAGCGAAAGUGCAUCCACAUCUUCGUCGGCUGUGCCAAAGUCGAAUGGAAAGUCAGGCUCCACCUCAAGCAAAACUACAACCACCUAUACAUCUAGUUCUGUGAAAGUACCUAAGACUAGAAGAUCAUACUCUUGGUCAAGUUCAUCAAAGAAAAUAUCCAAUGGUGGUAAGCCUUAUGAGGUUCCGAUUUCAGGCUCAACCACUGGCAACUCCGGUUCAGGCUCUAGAAAAGCUUGGUCCAAGCGCUCCACCACUCAAAUCACUAACCAACCAUCGAUUGAUGCGUCUUCCAUAGAUGGCGGAUCCAGCUCGUGGUCUAAGCUGAUCAAAAAGGCGACGCCAGGCUCAUUGCCAGAAGAUGAAACCUAUGGCAGCGGCAUUGGAUCUCGCGGCUUACAAUCUUGGUCUCAGCGGUCAGGCUUCUCUGGUGAUAGCUCUGAUCAAACAGGCUCUGCAGGCUUUCGUGCCAGAUUUGGUAGGGCCAGCAGAGGACUCAGUGAGCUGUCCCAAUCAGGCGCUCAAGGCUCGCGAACAUGGACUAAAAGAUACGCAGAUACAAAUGAGAACGACACCGAAAACGACGAUAAUUCUGUGGCAUCCGAAGCUAAUUCCGACGACUCGACGAAUGUGCAAGAAUCGAGCUCAGGCGAUGAAACUACAGAUGAAACUAGCGCACAGCAGGGCUCCGGACAAUACCCCGGACAAUACUGGUGGGGAAACGGACGUUGGGCUAGAGCCCAACCUAGUUGGAGGUACGGCUGGCGUCCCUAUGGAAGCGGUUGGGGUGGAUGGAACAAUCGUUAUCAAAAGUAGUGGACCGCAUAAAUGGGACUAGAUCUUAUGCCCGGUACGGCUAUAAACUUUCAGCUAAAUGACUGAUUUUAACGAUUGUAAAAAAUAUACAUAUGCAUUUGAAUAUUAA